Messenger RNA from Pogonomyrmex barbatus (red harvester ant), 2403 nucleotides. RefSeq names its product AMMECR1-like protein. Lineage: Eukaryota; Metazoa; Arthropoda; Insecta; Hymenoptera; Formicidae. The record is from RefSeq and is a predicted model, not a curated record.
GUCAACGGGGGUGCGUGGAACUCAAAGUCGGAGCUUGAAGGCGCACGAUUUUUCAUAGCUGUCGAUGCCUCGCGUGCCAGCGACUGUUCUGGCGGAAACAAGUUACGAACGAGCGAAUGAACGACCGUCGUUUCGACGGCAGUCAAUCGUAUUGGAGCGCGAGAAACAGGUGGGCGCGAAAAGGACGGCGGGGCGGCGAAAAUGGCGGGUGAUGAAACAGCUGUUUUAGCGCGCGCCGCGCCAUCUGGCGGGGCGCGCGCGCGACACGGCACGCUACGGCAACGAAGAAGACAACGGCGGCGGCAGCAACGACGGCGACGGCGGCGGCCGCGAACGAGCGGACAAGAGUGAGACGUAUACGUGUCGUAAGCCGUUCGUGUCCGCAGUUCGGGUCGCAGUGGUCGACGGCGGCAAUUGAGACGGAGACAUGGCUGCCGGCUGUUGCGGCACGAAAAAGCAGAAGCUCAACAACUCCGCGGGCGUACCAUGCAACGGCACGGCGGUGCUGUCGAACGGCACGCGUAUACGUAACACACCGAUCGUGCAGCCCGAGAUGGGCUUUUACUGCUUCGACGUCCUCUACUGCCAACUGCACCAACUUGACCCACCAAAACCGCCCAACUUCAGCAACGAAGCAUUUCCCUUAUUUGUAACAUGGACUAUUGGAAAGGAUAUGCGACUACGUGGCUGUAUUGGUACAUUUAAUGCUAUGCACUUACAUGCAGGGCUUAGGGAAUAUGCUACUACUAGUGCUUUCAAAGAUUCACGAUUCAAUCCUAUAACGCGAGAGGAACUUCCACGCUUACAUGUAAGCGUUUCUAUAUUGCGGCAUUUUGAAGACGGCGUGGACUACUUAGAUUGGGAGAUAGGAGUCCAUGGGAUUCGCAUAGAGUUCCAUAAUGAAAAAGGCAACAAGAGAACUGCUACUUAUUUACCUGAUGUUGCGACUGAACAAGGUUGGGACCAGAUACAAACUAUAGACUCGCUAUUACAUAAGGGUGGUUACAAGGGGUUAGUUACACCGGAUAUUAGACGCAGUGUAAAACUGACGCGAUAUCAGAGUGAGAAGAUUACUGUAAGCUACCAAGACUACAUGACACAUUGGCAUAACCGACGAUGCUAGCAGCUGGCUUGGGGUCCUAUCCAAGGGCCCCUACCUUGCCAAACGCCUGGCACAUUUUGUUACAAAAAUAUUUCAGACACAGUUAAUACGUCUUAUUCACAAUACAGUACCACUCAAUACAAUUCUUUCAUGGCCAAUCAGCAGCAUACAUUAGUUAUGGUUCAGCCGAAUCACCCCUCAUUUAUACAUACACUUCCGCUGCCACCAAUUCCUCCGGUUGUGGUACCAAUGCAAAACUAUCCACCAUUCUGAUGGAAUUACGCGUACCGCAUCCUUCAGUACGCUAUAUCAUUAUUCUUUACAAACUUUUGUAAUACAGAGAAGUGAAUUAAAUGAAAUGCAUGAAAGAAUAUAAUACUGAAGGCGGUUGUUAUGUAUUGUCUUCUAUUACUUGAAUUGGUGUCUAUUAUAUUUUGAUUGUUUAUCAGCAUUUAUUAUCUCUAUUUCUUAUUCAUUGUCAGUUCUUGUAUAAUUUAUUCGUUUGCGAAAGAAAUGCGGAAAAAUACAAUAUUGAGUAUGGUGGCAAUGUUCUUCCAAAAUAUUUAUUGUAAACAUAAAUAAUAUUAUCGGCAUAGUAACAUUUGUAUAUGAUAGAAUCUUGUUCUCAUAUUGUACAAUUUUAUCAUUGUUAAAUUUGAAUUGAAAACAAAAAAAUCUAUGUGCGUGCAACAAUGCAAGUUUAGUUUUCUGUCAAACAUUUGCCUAGCCAUUGAUCGUCAUUGAUUAUAAUAAAAUGUAAAUAUACUAUUAUAGCUUUGCCAUCAUGCUAGGACGUUAGAUACACAUUAGUAUUUCUGAAAUGAAUGAUGCGGAGAAUUUCCGAAUACACAAUAUUGUCCAUAUAAUAAGUUGUGACUAUAUUAGUCCAUCCAUUCGAUAAUGCACAGUGAUUAUGGUUGCUUAUCUUUGUUCAUUUAAAACAGAUAAAUUAAUAGAUAAAUGAUCAGAAAAUAUUUCCGAAUAAUGAAAUAUUUUGUUUUUUAAAUAACAUUUAGAGAAAAAUUUAAUUGAAACAUUUUGUAGAACAGUACGUAUACACUAGAACAUAAAAAUUAUUUUCUUUCUAAGAUAUAAUCAUUAAUUCAUACUUGCGUAACAUUUGACACAAUAAGACGUCUGAAUAGAAUUUCUUUGCAUCAAUGGUAUAAAUAAAAGUCUUCGUUAAAUUAGUAUUACAUGGUGUAUUGUACUGAUUUAUUUAUGAACGUUAAUUCUUUUAUCUAUUCUGAAUAAUAUAUACAGAUUGUACACUGAAACACAAAAGAGAUAUAUGAUAUUGU